UAAGAAUGAAAUGAAACUCUCCCAGGCGACCAACUGAUCUGACGAUGUCUCAUAGUCUAAUUCAAACAUUUAUAAUGGCUUUGGAACCAACCCACCUAUGUUAUGGCUCCAAGACCCUAGUGAACAACAAAAACAUUAUAUAGUAAGUAUUCGACUUUAAGCAUCAUCUGAACAUAAGAAUCCCUUUAACCGCGGUAUCUGCGGUUGUUUUUUCACAACUAUAAUCGACUUGUGGAGCUAUGCUUAGUGGAAGCACAAUUCAAAUUUAUUUCUCAAUAUACAUACAUACAUACUUAGUUCUUCGUAAAACUAAAUAAGCCAUAUUAAGAUUAAUUCUGAUUUCUAUUUUCUUCCUCCUCAGCCUUUCACAUUGCCCACCGGGCAAUGAAAAUUGUCUUCGAUGAUAUUGACAAUUUGGAAAAAUCCCGUUAUCCCAUCGAUCGUGUCUGGGAACUGAUCAAGUUGCACUUUAACGUCGACACACGUUUCGAUUUACUGCCACAUUGCUAUGCCAAAUUCGAUAAGCCAUUUUAUGCGAGCCUCUGCAAGAAGAUUGCACAUGCUGCCGAUCAAGACGAUGCGCUCUCGAUGUCAUUAUUCAACGAAGCUGGCCGUUGUAUUGCGCGUAGCAUAGCAGCGCUAACGCCCAAAGUACAAACGGAAUUGGUCAAAACCGGCGAUCUCAGCGUGGUUUGUGUGGGCUCCGUUUGGCAUAGUUGGCAUUUGCUGAAGGAGGGCUUCGAGCAUGAAAUGCAUAAACAUGACAUACCAUUCGAUUUGAAAUUGGUCACCAUAACAAAGAGUAUGGCAUAUGGUGCCUGCUAUUUGGCCGCUGACGCCAUCGACCACCAAUUGCCGCGCAACUAUCUGGACAACUUUGACGUCAUGUAUCACUAUCGUACGAAGGAAAAGACAACGAAUGGGCUGGGCAGCAGCAGCAGCAGCAAUGGUUGUCAAAGUAUUCCAUCGGUGGAAAGCAUUGCAGUGCAAGCUUAGAUAAAAGCUCUGAGUCUCGAAAAACUAAGUGAACACAUUAUAGGUACAUAAGUAAUUAGUAUCACUUCCAUAGCUUAAAAUAUAUACAUAUGUACGUCCUGAUUAGUAGCUCUGAAUUCCAUAGAUUAAUUUAAACAAAAGCAUAUCGGCGU
Rhagoletis zephyria (snowberry fruit fly) is the source of this 1148-nucleotide messenger RNA. RefSeq names its product N-acetyl-D-glucosamine kinase-like. NCBI's taxonomy places the organism in Eukaryota, Metazoa, Arthropoda, Insecta, Diptera, Tephritidae. Gene Ontology annotation, molecular function: N-acetylglucosamine kinase activity. The record is from RefSeq and is a predicted model, not a curated record.